AUGCGGGCGGGCGCGCGGCGGCGCGCGGCGCUGGUGGUGCUGGCGGCGCUCGCGGCCUGGGGAGCGCGGGGACAGCGGCCCCGGGACCCCGCGGAAAACGGGACGCGUUGCGUCCUCUCGUCUUCAUCGGAGUUUCCUGAAGGAUUUUUCACACCGCAGGAGAGGAAGGAUGGAGGAAUCGUUAUUUACUUCAUAAUUAUACUGUACAUGUUUUUGGCCGUGUCCAUUGUGUGUGAUGAUUACUUCCUACCUUCCCUAGAGAUCAUCAGUGAAUGCCUUGGCCUCUCACAGGAUGUUGCUGGAGCAACUUUUAUGGCUGCUGGAAGCUCUGCUCCAGAGCUUGUCACUGCUUUUCUAGGAGCUUUUGUGACAAAGGGAGAUAUCGGGGUCAGCACCAUCCUUGGAUCAGCAAUAUAUAAUCUUCUUGGUAUUUCUGCAGCUUGUGGGCUGUUUUCAAGUGUGGUUUCGAGGCUAUCCUGUUGGCCGCUGUUCAGAGACUGUCUGGCUUAUACCAUCAGUGCAGCAGCAGUCCUUGUGAUGAUAUCUGACAACAGAAUUUACUGGUAUGAAAGUGCAUCCCUAUUAUUGAUAUAUGGGUGUUAUAUUCUGGUGCUAUGUUUUGACAUUAAAAUCAACCAAUACCUCAUGAAAAAGUUCAGUCCCUGCUGUACGUGUUUUACAAAAGCUAUGGAGGAGAAUGCAGAGCAGCAGCCACUGGUUGGAUGGAGGGAUGAGAGUGGACCUCUAAUUCGUCAACAGUCAAGAACAGACAGUGGAAUUUUUCAAGAUGAGCUGGACUACUCUCAACUUUCAACAAGCUUACACGGGCUCGAUGAAAUAUCUGAAGAUCAUCCUAAUGUCUUCACCAUGCCUGAAGCAGACAUGAAGAGAAUUUUGUGGGUGUUAUCCCUUCCUAUUAUCACACUACUCUAUUUAACUAUACCAGAUUGCAGAAGACAGUUUUGGAGGAACUGGUUCAUGGUGACAUUUUUAAUCUCAGCAGCAUGGAUUUCUGCAAUAACUUAUGUUCUUGUAUGGAUGGUAACAAUAGCAGGUGAAACACUGGGAAUCCCAGAGUCAGUAAUGGGUCUCACAUUACUUGCAGCAGGAACAAGUGUACCAGAUACAGUUGCAAGUGUGCUGGUUGCUCGAAAAGGAAAUGGAGAUAUGGCUAUGUCUAACAUUGUCGGAUCCAAUGUAUUUGAUAUGCUCUGUUUGGGAAUACCCUGGUUUAUAAAAACUGCCUUCAUAAAUACAUCAGGACCCAUAGAAGUGAACAGCAGUGGUCUGACAUACACAGCCAUUUCUCUUAUCUGUUCUGUUGGUUUUAUUUUUCUGGCAGUUCACCUGAAUGGCUGGAAAAUAGAUAAAAAAUUGGGAACAAUUUGUCUUGUCCUGUACUUAGUAUUUACUGUAUUAUCAAUUUUAUAUGAACUUGGCAUCAUAGGAAACAAUCCUACAAGGGUCUGUGGUAACUAGUUUAAUCAGUGAUUAUGCUGAUGAAAAAAAUAAAAGCAGGAGAAAACAAUCAGUUUCUUCAUUUAGUCAAAAUAAAAUUUAAAAAACCAACUCCAAACUCCCAUUGGGCUCUAAAUCUUAUAUACAGAACUAAGUCAUGUCAUUGAAGUAAUAUUAAGUAAAACAAAAACAUCACAGCCUAUUGGAGCCCUUUCUUUUAGAGUCAAGAAUUACAGUAUGACUACAACGCACAUAUAAAACCAAAAUUCUGAAAAAGACAUCUACUUUUUACAUUACAAUGUUGAUACACACUGGAGGGAAAAAAAAAAUCAGAAAA
This is a messenger RNA of Cinclus cinclus, 1795 nucleotides long. It is a transcript of the gene SLC24A5, whose product is annotated as solute carrier family 24 member 5. Gene Ontology annotation, cellular component: membrane. Lineage: Eukaryota; Metazoa; Chordata; Aves; Passeriformes; Cinclidae. The record is from RefSeq and is a predicted model, not a curated record. Gene Ontology annotation, molecular function: calcium channel activity; calcium, potassium:sodium antiporter activity. The transcript is spliced from 9 exons. The coding region runs from base 1 to 1479 and encodes 492 amino acids. Gene Ontology annotation, biological process: calcium ion transmembrane transport; intracellular calcium ion homeostasis; melanocyte differentiation.